Messenger RNA from Leptomonas pyrrhocoris, 1468 nucleotides. RefSeq lists its product as hypothetical. The transcript has a single exon. The coding region runs from base 122 to 1468 and encodes 448 amino acids. Gene Ontology annotation, molecular function: polynucleotide 5'-hydroxyl-kinase activity. The record is from RefSeq and is a predicted model, not a curated record. Gene Ontology annotation, biological process: cleavage in ITS2 between 5.8S rRNA and LSU-rRNA of tricistronic rRNA transcript (SSU-rRNA, 5.8S rRNA, LSU-rRNA). Lineage: Eukaryota; Euglenozoa; Kinetoplastea; Trypanosomatida; Trypanosomatidae. Gene Ontology annotation, cellular component: nucleus.
AGUGGCACUUUUUCUACUUUCCUUCUGUCUGUUGUGAAGCGAGAGCAAAGGGAAAAGGCAGUUGACUCUGCUUCAUUAAUACAAACACCAUAAUAGAGAAAAACACACACACAGUUUAGACAUGCCGCCAAAGAAGAAGAUCACAAGGCGCAUCUUCCUCAACGCGGGCGAGGAGUAUACCUUAACGGGAAACGGCGCCAUAUUAAUCACGCUUCAGUCUGGUGUGCUGGAUGUGGCCGGCGUUAUGCUCGAGACGAAUCGGCCGUACACCUUCUAUUUACACCCCGACAGGCAGUUCAUCAUCGUCUUCACGCUCGAGGGCGGCGUCUGCGUGGUGUCGAGCGACACAAAGGUGGAUGCGCGCCGUGAUGUGGCCAGGGCCGGCAAGCUGGUCCAGAUGACCCGACGCACGCUGCUCGCAACACGACGGUCCAAAGUGCUUGUUAUUGGACGCCCCCACUGCGGCAAGACGCUCGCCGCGCACACGUUGUGCAACCUGCUCAUGCGCUACGGCAGCGACAAGAAGAGUGUUUUUCUGAUGGACCUAAAUGCGGAGUCGAACUGCCUCUACGCCCCAGGUUGUGUGUCGUGCAUUCAGGUUCCAGAUUCACCGCUCUGGCCGGGCUUAACCGCCAGCCCAACGUUGCUGCCACUGUCGUUGUAUAUAGGCGCCGCUGUCUGCCCCUCUGCCAGCAACGUGAACUCCCACUUGCACUACUACGAGCAGCUGAACGAAACGGCGAUGUCGUACGUUCAGGAGCUGCGCGGUGCUGGGGGGCGGCAGCAGCAAUCUUCUCUCUCACUGCUGCCUAACGAAAUAGUAUCGCACGUCGUAGUGGAUGCCCCGGCGCCCCUUGAAGAUCUGCAGGAGGGUGUGUGGUACCGGAAGCUGAUCGAGGUGCUGCGUCCCACACACGUGGUGAUCGUCGGAAGCCGCGAUAGUGGUGAGGAGAACUGGUCUACGUUUCUGCAGGAGGACGUGCAGCGCGUGCUGCCGGACUGUGAGUUUUUCUUCACGGACCCGGUGGCGCACCCCUGUACGAAGUCGUCGAGUCGUGAGCUACUGAAGGAGUACUUCAACGGCUCUCCUUUCUACUCCUUGGGGUGCUCGAAAGUGGUUGUCCCGCUCAAGUCACUCGUCUUUGUGGAGGAGUCGAGCGAGGGCGGUGGUCCCAGCAGCGCGGAGGCGAUGUCGAUGCGCGUCGUGCACCCCGACGAAUCGUUCCAGAAUCUCGUGUGUGCGCUGUCGCACGCGGAGCUGGUGGAGGAGGCGUCGUUGGCGCCCAUCGCUGGGCUCAUGACGGUUGUGUACGUGGAUGAGGAGAACGAGGAGGUGGCGCUGCUCCUCCCCGCCGCAGAGGAGCCGCUGCAGCGUCGCAUAGUCAUUGUGCCGCAGACGAAGUAUCGGGACACGCUGCGCAUGACGAAUGCACAGGUGACGGCGAUGGAGGAGUCUGUUGCUGUUUGA